AUGUUAAAACCGGAGUUAUACGGAGUUGUAAAAUCUAACAAGGACAAGUACAAGAAAUUAAGCGUAGACAGACUAUUGGCAGAAUAUAACCAUGAAGUAAUUCAUCUACCUCCGUAUCACCCAGAUCUGAAUCCUAUAGAGAUGGCAUGGGCUGCGAUUAAAGAGUACAUAUCCAGGUACAACGUUACUUGUCCCACCAAAGGAGUGACUGAAUUAAUUAAAGAAACUGUAGAGUUAAUGGGUGCAAGCGAGUGGAGUAUGUUCUGCGAAAAAGUAAGAAGUAUUGAAGAGGAGUACAAACGAAGUGAUUAUGUGAUUGAUAGUUUAACAGAGGAAUUGAUUAUUCGAGUUAAUGAUGACUCCGAUAGUGAUAGUGACUUUAGUGAUAGCGAUGACGAUGAUAGUGAUGAUGAUGGGAAUCCAACUUCCAGCACCUACUAG
This is a messenger RNA of Helicoverpa armigera (cotton bollworm), 441 nucleotides long. RefSeq lists its product as uncharacterized. NCBI's taxonomy places the organism in Eukaryota, Metazoa, Arthropoda, Insecta, Lepidoptera, Noctuidae. Bases 1 to 441 code for a protein of 146 amino acids. The transcript has a single exon. Gene Ontology annotation, molecular function: nucleic acid binding. The record is from RefSeq and is a predicted model, not a curated record.